CUCCCUCGGCCAUGGCGGCCGGGGCUCGGGCCCCGCGGCCCCCGCGGCCCCCGCGGCCAAAGCUGACACCGUGCCCGCCGUGCCCACCGGGGCCACCGUGCCCACUGCUGCCACCGCUGCCACCCCUGGCCCUGGCCCUGGCGCUGGCCCUGCUGGCGCUGCCGGUGUCGGCGGGGUCGCCGCCCGGCCCCGGGGAGCAGCUGGCGGCGGCGGCGCCGCGCUGGGGCUGGCGGAACGUGUCGUGCCCGGCCUGCCGGGUGCUCUUCGGGGCGCUGGACCUGGCGCUGCAGCUGGAGCCCAACGUGGCCCGCGUGGGGCGCGUGGCGUCGCGGCUGUGCCAGGAGCUGCGGCUGGCGCGGCCGCCCGUGUGCCGCCAGGCCGUGCAGCUCUUCCAGGGCGACGUGGUGGCCGCCUGGGCCCGCUCCGUGCCGCCGCCCGAGGCCUGCGGGCUCCUGCUGGGCCCCCGCUGCGGCCACUGGGACAUCCUGGGUGACUGGAACCUGUCCCUGCCCGCCCGCGCCCAAGCCGCCGGUGCGGCCCCUGUGCCGCCGCCGCCCGAGCCCACGGCCCGCAUCCUGUUCCUCACGGACCUGCACUGGGACCGCCAGUACGCAGCCGGCGCCGCCGCCUGCCCCGACCCGCUGUGCUGCCGCGGGGUGCCCGGUGAGGCCCGGGGCCGCGGCUUCUGGGGCACCUACGGCAAGUGCGACCUUCCCCUGCACACCAUCGGGCUGCUGGCCCAGCUGCCCAACGGCACCGGCAACGGCACCGGCGGCUUCGCGGCGGCGUACUGGACCGGGGACAUCCGCGCCGACGACGUGUGGCAGCAGAGCCGCGGGGACCAGCUGCGGGCGCUGCGCACGGUGACGGCGCUGCUGCGCCGCCUCGGCCCGCUGCGCGUCUUCCCCGCCGUGGGCAACCACGAGGCCACGCCGGUGAACGCCUUCCCGCCGCCCUACGUGCGCGGCAACCGCUCGGCUGCCUGGCUCUACGACGCCAUGGCCGAGGCCUGGCAGCACUGGCUGCCCCCCGCCGCCCUGCGCACCCUGCGGGCUGGUGGGUUCUACACAGCACAGGUCUGGCCUGGGCUGCGCCUCGUCUCCCUCAACAUGAACUUCUGCUCCCAGGCCAACUUCUGGCUUCUCAUCAACGCCACUGACCCUGCAGGGCAGCUCCAGUGGCUCAUGGGGGUCCUGGCAGAUGCUGAGCGUGAUGGGGAGAAGGUGCACAUCAUCGGGCACAUCCCCCCAGCCCACUGCCUGCGCAGCUGGAGCUGGAACUACUACCGCAUCGUCAGCAGGUUUGAGGGCACCAUCGCGGCUCAGUUCUUUGGGCACACACACCUGGACGAGUUUGAGUUGUUCUACGAUGAGGAGACGCUGUCACGGCCCGUGUCCAUCGCGUUCGUCGCACCGAGCGUCACCACCUACAUCAACCUCAAUCCUGGGUACCGCGUGUAUGAGGUGGCCGCCUCCUACCCCGGGAGCUCCCACGCGGUCCUGGACCACGAGACCUUCAUCCUCAACCUGACGGAGGCCAACGCGGCGCCCCCGGGCACGGCCCCGCGCUGGCGGCGGCUCUACGGCGCCCGCGAGGCCUACGGGCUGCCCGCCGCCUUCCCGGCCGACUGGGACCGCCUGGUGCGGCGCAUGCAGGACGACGAGCCCCUGUUCCAGCUCUUCUGGUUCCACCUGCACAAGGGGCACCCGCCCCGCGAGCCCUGCGGGCGCGCGCCCUGCAAGGCCGCCCUGCUCUGGCGCCCUGCGCCCGCCGCUGCCGACCCCGCGCUCUGCCGGCCCCUGCGCCCCGCGCUGCCCUUCCCGCGUGUCCAGCAGCUCUGGCAGCAGCGGCGGCUCUGCUGAGCCACGGCCGCAGGCAGCAGGGCUGGGACACGGGGACACCGGGAUGUGGGGACACUGGGAGCUCCUGGGGUACGGGGGACACCGGGAGCUCCCAGGAUGUAGUCACACUGGGAGCCCCUGGGAUGUGGUCACACCGGGAGCCCCUGGGA
Molecule: messenger RNA, 2011 nt
Organism: Camarhynchus parvulus
Lineage: Eukaryota; Metazoa; Chordata; Aves; Passeriformes; Thraupidae
Gene: SMPD1
Product: sphingomyelin phosphodiesterase 1
Biological process (GO): ceramide biosynthetic process; sphingomyelin catabolic process
Cellular component (GO): lysosome
Molecular function (GO): acid sphingomyelin phosphodiesterase activity
Source: RefSeq, a predicted model, not a curated record